Messenger RNA from Stereum hirsutum FP-91666 SS1, 183 nucleotides. RefSeq names its product NADH-ubiquinone oxidoreductase subunit. The annotation marks the transcript as partial. The record is from RefSeq and is a predicted model, not a curated record. NCBI's taxonomy places the organism in Eukaryota, Fungi, Basidiomycota, Agaricomycetes, Russulales, Stereaceae. The transcript is spliced from 2 exons.
GCCCACGAGAAGCCCGUCAUCUUUUACUCGAUUGUCAUUGGUCUUGCUGGUCCUCUGAUGGUACCCACCGUCCCAGCCAUCCGCGCGAAGUUUGGUUACAAGCGCCCAGAGCCCAUUCCUCUCGCAUAUCCCAUUCCCCAGCGGCCACGGAGAGAAGUGAAGGGGUAUGAUGAUGAGCCUUAG